Molecule: messenger RNA, 570 nt
Organism: Quercus lobata
Lineage: Eukaryota; Viridiplantae; Streptophyta; Magnoliopsida; Fagales; Fagaceae
Product: serine/threonine-protein phosphatase 7 long form homolog
Exons: 1
Coding region: 1-570 (189 amino acids)
Biological process (GO): meristem development; meristem maintenance
Source: RefSeq, a predicted model, not a curated record
AUGAGCAUCACCUUACAAGAUAUUGAGGUGAUGCUAGGGGUUCCUGUUGAUGGGUUGCCAAUUACUGGGGCUGUGAAGAUGGAGUGGCCUACGUUGUGUCUUGAGUUAUUGGGUCAUCGUCCACCAGACCCGAUACCGCAUCCCCAUGAGAACACCUUUAUCCUUGCUGGGGCGAGGCCCAGAUUCAUGUGGCUGGAUGCACUAUUUAGUGGUCCCCUAGCUGCGGAUGCUACUGAUGAGGUAGUGCAGCAACAUGCGCGCUAUCACAUACUCGAUCAGUUGGGGACGAUUUUGUUUAUGGAUAAGUCGGCAGACCGGGUGUCGGUGCUGCCUCUACAGUUCCUAAACCCAAUCAACAACGCGAAGAGGUACAGUUGGGGUAGUGGGGCAUUAGCCUGGUUGUACAGGCACUUAUGCAAGGCAUCGGAGUCGAAGGCGAAGCAGAUUGGAGGAGCAGUGAUGUUGGUGCAGCUGUGGGCGUAUUCGAGGUUCCCACUGAUAUGCCCUGUUAUGAGGUUGCCACUACCGCCAGUGGAGGCAGGUCCCUUUGCCAGUCGGUAUGUUAUUUAA